This is a messenger RNA of Aspergillus heteromorphus CBS 117.55, 2203 nucleotides long. RefSeq names its product MFS transporter. The coding region runs from base 410 to 2203 and encodes 597 amino acids. Gene Ontology annotation, cellular component: membrane. The transcript is spliced from 4 exons. Gene Ontology annotation, molecular function: transmembrane transporter activity. Gene Ontology annotation, biological process: transmembrane transport. The record is from RefSeq and is a predicted model, not a curated record. NCBI's taxonomy places the organism in Eukaryota, Fungi, Ascomycota, Eurotiomycetes, Eurotiales, Aspergillaceae.
CUCCUCAUUCCUCUCUCCCUCUCCGCAUUCCCCUCCCCAUCGCAGGGGUUCGCUCUGUUCUUCCGCUGGGCAGUGACGAGUGUGUCUCGUGUCUCUGCUCCCGCCAUCUGACCCCUGUGGGUACCUGGAAUGACCCAAAAAGCCUCCCGCGCCUGAGACCGGCGAUCGCAUCGGUCAACUGAUAGCUCAUCUGCCUGUUGCUUAUCCGGGCCGAGGAUCCCUCGGAAGGAGCUGGAGCUGACUCUCUUUCGCCCCUCCCCUGAGUUGGGAUUGGCAUUAUUUUGUGGCUGCUGUCCUUUCAAUUAACAGACCUUACUUUCCCUGGCUUCUUGAUAUUUUAUUUCACCCUGGAUUCAUUGCUUCUUACGCUCCCUCGAACAGUACAUACCUUGCUUAUCGACAGAGCAGCAUGACUGGCCCCAAUGGCCAGCCAGACUCGGCUAUCGACAAACGGGACUUUGACUCACAUCGCCCGUUACUCCAGGACGUCGACCCCAUCCCGGAGCGGGAACCGGCUCUUGCCCGAUCACGCCCUGGAUCCAGACUGUCCGCCACCAACAAUGACGAUGGGCUCUUGAAUGACGUGGUCGACGAGAUACUGGAGAGAGAUAGGAGGAAGAUGGCUAGGGAGGUGAUCAGGGUGGGUAGCUUUGCGUGGGGGGUCAUCAGCUGUCUGGCAGCUGGUAGCAUCACCGCUUUCUCCCUAUAUGGCCCGUUGCUGCUCACUCGGCUCCAUUACUCCCAGCUCCGGGUGAACUCUGUCGCUAUCGCCGCGGAGGUUGCCAUGUACCUGCCCGUCCCGCUGUUCGGAUAUCUCUGCGAUCGCUACUCGCCCUCCCCCCUGGCUUUAUUCUCUGGGUUCGUGUUCGGGGCCGGCUAUCUGCUGGCGGCGGUGGUCUACAAGAGCGGACCACCCCCCGAUGUGGGCGGCGAUGGCUACCCGUUCUGGGUGAUGAUUGUGGCGUUCAUUGCCGUUGGCGUGGCCACCAGCUGCAUGUAUCUGGCUGCUGUGGCCACGUGCGCGAAGAACUUCGGGCGCGGCAAACACAAGGGGAUCAUGCUGGCUGUUCCCAUCGCCGGGUUCGGUCUCAGCGGCAUGUGGCAGAGCCAGGUCGGCACGUACCUGCUCUAUGAGCGUCUCGAUGACGGCACCCGCGGCGAUGUGGAUGUCUACAAGUACUUUGUCUUCCUGGCAUUGCUGCUGUUCUGCGUGGGCGUUAUCGGCACGUUCGCGCUGCGGAUCGUCGACGAGGAGGAAGAGAGAUACAUCGACGAGGCGGUCGACGAGCUGGAGCGCAGUGGCAUUCUUGAAGAGAGCGAGUUCUUCCAGUCCCGGAGCGAGGUCCGCGCGGCGUACGGGACUUUCUCGCAAGGGGAUGGCACCGGGUCAGACGGUGAGCUCACGCUGACGCAGUCGGAGGAGGAUCGGGAGGCGGAACGGCUCGAGAAGGCGAGAGAGGAGGAAGAGCGUCGCAAGAAGAAUUGGUUGCUGAACUACGAGACGAGGAUCUUCCUCCAGGACACCUCCAUGUGGUGGCUCGCGGCGGGCUUCUUCCUGGUCACGGGGCCAGGAGAAGGUUAUAUCAACAACCUGGGCACCAUCGUCCAAACAUUAACCCCCAUCUCGAGCCCCCCCAACACGCCACCCCCGGCAGGCCUCCCAUCAACACACGUCACCACGAUCGCCCUAACCUCCACGAUCGCCCGCCUCCUCACCGGCUCCCUCUCCGACCUCUUCGCCCCCCAGCCUCCCGCGACCACAAAAACAACAUUCACCCGCCUGGCCUUCCUCCUCCCCUCCGCCAUCCUCCUUUCAAUCGGCUACCUCCUCCUCGCCACCCCCCUCCCCCUCUCCCACCCGUCCCUUGUCCACCUCUCCACCGCCCUGAUCGGCCUCGGCUACGGCAGCGCGUUCUCCCUCGUCCCCAUCAUCAUCUCCGUCGUCUGGGGCGUCGAGAACUUCGCCACGAACUGGGGCAUCGUCGCCAUGGUGCCUGCCGCGGGCGCCGCCGCCUGGGGACUGAUUUACUCGAAGGCGUACCAGGAUGCUACGGAUCAUGGGAAUGGCUCGCCGGAUGGCCAGUGUCAUGGUUGGAAGUGUUAUGGGUUUUGGGCUGUCGGGUGCACAAUUAGUGUUUGGGUGGCUAUUGCGGCGUGGUUGGCGGCGUGGAGGUUGUGGAGGAGGAGGGGGGUUGUUGUUUGA